This is a messenger RNA of Zeugodacus cucurbitae (melon fly), 3098 nucleotides long. RefSeq lists its product as uncharacterized. The coding region runs from base 239 to 2068 and encodes 609 amino acids. The transcript has a single exon. NCBI's taxonomy places the organism in Eukaryota, Metazoa, Arthropoda, Insecta, Diptera, Tephritidae. The record is from RefSeq and is a predicted model, not a curated record.
GCACGCACCAAUAUCACCGUAUAUAUUUCAUAGUCACGAGCGCCCAAAGGGUUGAAAAUAAGUACUGUUUACAAAUAGAAUUUCCUAUUUACAAAUGUUAUCAUAUAAAUUUAUUGACAGAAAAUAUUGCACGCAUUCCGAAAGCUUAUAAAUAGGAAGCACGGUGUCAGUUGUAUCAGAAAUUCUGUCAGUUUUCGCGCAAUUUGAAGCUCAACACCAAGAAAAAGAAAAAUAAAAUAUGCAGAUUUUUGGCAAUUUAACCUUGAUACUCAAUCUAUUUGGCAUUUCUACAGUCGACAAGGAAUUCGUGCAAAUAAUAGGCGAUAUUGUGCUUGCCACAUCCAAAGAGCGCACCGUGAACUCACUACUUUAUGUAAGUUAUAAAAAUUACUCUAAGUUGGUUGGCCUAGAGGAUGUACAGCUCUUCAGCACACUUCUGGACCGAGUUGGACUACCCGCGCUGCAUUUUGAUUCUACUCCGCCUGUGGAGUCAUAUGGGGAAACAUACAACAAAGAGCUGCUAAGUAUCGUUCAGGUCACGACGAAUACUGAAUUUGAUGAGCUCCUGCUGAGAACACUGUGGCAACGCUUAUGGUACAAUACACAGAGUCCACUCAUAUUGCUGCUCGAUGACAGCGCGAACGAGUCAUAUGUCGCAAGCAUUUUGAACUUUUGUGUAAAAAAUGCCGCAAUGAAUGUCAUCGCCUUGCAACCCGAACUCGCGGUUGUCGCACGCAGCUAUUGGACCUUAAAAUUGUUUCCCACACAGGAUGUAAUUAAACGCAAAUUCGCAACAGGCUACCGUGCAAUAUUUCCGCAACAUUUGGCUGAUAUGCGUGGUCACCCUUUACGCAUGAUUGAGAACAUUUGGUAUCCGCAGAUCUAUAAUUAUACCCGAAAGCAUACAAACGAGUCCGUGCUCAGCGGCUUCUUGGGUAGAACCAUAACGGAGUAUGCUUAUCGUCGCAAUGCCACAAUUGUGAAUCCAUUUAGCUUGCACCACAAAUUCCUGUCAUAUACUGAGCUUGUAGAGACUAUUAUAGAGAGGAACAUUGAUAUAUGCUCUCUGACUGACUACGCUUAUGAUGACUAUAACCUCAGUUACACGGAUGUCUUCGCGCUUAGCACUUUGUGCUUCAUGGUGCCGGUGGAGCAACCAAUACCAAAAUCUAAAUUCUACCAUUAUGUGGUUAAUGUGCCGGUUAUUGUGAAUUUUCUUCUAAGUUUGGUACUGUUGUCGCUUAUUUGGGCAUUCAGCGCUUAUGACGAGGAGCAACAACGUGACUUACUUAUUGCACGUUUCGUCAACUCCUCAAUACUGUGCGCGCUACUAGGCAUGGCAUUUUUAUUGAAGGAAGUUAGUACAGCGGUACGUAAGAUCAUAUUUCUGAUCAUCUCGUUUUCCGGCAUCAUAUUCGGUACCGCUUACGGUGCUUAUUUGCAGAGCUUCACCGUAAAUGCACCAGUCGCUCCACCUUACAAAACAGUUGAUGAUCUCUUAGAGGGCGGUAUUAACAUCGCCUUGGGCAGAAUCAACCGGAAGUGGAUUGAUGAAGUGCCGGUACUACGCAAUAAUUAUCAGAAUUUUAAUGUUUUUAUCAAUAUAACGGAAUAUUUUCUACUACGCGACACACUUAAUACGAGUUAUGCAUUCUUAGUCUCCGACAUGUGGUUGGUGUAUGAGGAGCAACAGAAGUACUUUUCGCGGCCUCUCUUUCGCCUAUCGGAUAUAUGCUUGCGAAAGAAUAAUCCGAUGGCAGUGCCUCUGCAACGAAAUUCGCUCUAUCGCGACGAUUUGAGUGCAUUUAUAGGGAGACUUACGGAAGCGGGCCUCAUAGAGCAGUGGAGGCGUCAAAGCUUCUUAGAACUGCUCGAUAUGGACUGGAUUAUGUUGACCGAUCAUAGUAAGCCACGUGAUUUCGUACCUAUGAAAUUUCAGGACUUGCAACUGUUACUUAUAGCUUUGGGUUUCUCAUUGGUUGUCAGUGUUUUGUGUUUUUUGUUGGAAUUACUUUGGAGGAAAAUCUCGCAUUUAUGGGCUAGAAAAGUGCGUAAAUGUUCAAUUUAGAAUAAUUUGUGUGAAAAAAAAUGUGUAAAAUAAAUAAAAUAUGUUAAAUUUUUCCCCUAUUCGUUAAUGGUUUAUUUUAUUUAUAUUUCGAAAUAAAUGUAUUUUUGUUUAAAACUCCGUUGAAACUCGUUUACGAGUUUAACACUAUUCAGAUUAGCUUAUGAUUCAACAUUCUGAACCGAAGUUGAACACUUUGUACUACUAGUACCGCUUCUAAUAGUGCUAAUUUAUGUAAUUCGAUUAUAAUUCUGAAGUUCACAUUUAUAUGAUCCAACCUGUGGGCAAUAGCAAAAUAUUUAAUUUACAAUUACAAUUUUAUUGUGAUAAUUGUUUCAUGGAACGCAUAUCACUGUGGGUUUUUGUAAUCUUCCGCUUUCAUAUAUCGCAUCCAUAUAUUUAGUAGUUGCUCUAGUGCCAGCGGAGCAUUUUCUUGUAGGACCCCCGGAGGUGAUCUGGCGAUUGAUGCCCAGAGUAUAUUCGACCAUGAAGAAAUUCGAAUAGCAAUUACGCAGUUGAAGAACAACAAAGUGGCGGGGCCGAUGGAUUGCUAUUCAAAUACGGCGAUAAAGCACUGAUAAGGUGCUUGUAUCAGCGGAUGAAAAAGGUUUCUUCUUCUUCUUGACUGGCGUAGGCACCGCUUACGCGGUUAUAGCCGAGUCCAAAACAGCGCUCCACGUAUCCCUCCUUCUGGCAGUUUGGCGCCAAUUGGUUAUACCAUAUAUUGGUCCCUCUCCACCUGGUCCUUCCAUCGGAGUGGAAGUCUCCCUCUUCCUCGGCUUCCACCAGCGGGUACUGCAUCGAAUACUUUCAGAGCUGGAGCACUUUCAUCCAUUCGAACAACACGACCUAGCCAGCGUAACCGCUGUUUUUUAUUCGCUGGACUAUGUCUAUGUCGUCGAAUAACACAUACAGCUCAUCGUUCCAUCGUCUGCGGCAUUCGCCGUUGCCAAUGUUUAAGGGACCAUAAAUCUUCCGCAAAACCUUUCACUCGAAAACUUCUAGUGGUAUUCACAAAAAGGGAGACCCCACA